Seminavis robusta is the source of this 375-nucleotide messenger RNA. The record is from the annotation of a GenBank genome assembly. Lineage: Eukaryota; Bacillariophyta; Bacillariophyceae; Naviculales; Naviculaceae.
AUGACGAUGGAAGCUACCAUCCCCAAGCACCACCCCGAGCCAACGGCAGAAGCCCACGAAGAUGAUGAUGCUUCGUUUGAGAUGACCAGUCGGAGCGUCGACGACAAGUUUUCCAUUCCGGGGCACAUUUCGGUGUCUUCUGGUAUGACCGGAGUGGAGAGUCUGGAGCCGGAAGACGAAGUGCGGAAUGUGGAGAACUUGACCAAGGGCGAUACGCGUCUCAUUCAGUUCUGGCGGUUCGUGGUGGUGGCGUGCAUGGCACUUGCCGGUGUGGCCGUCUCGGUGGGCGCCUACACGUACAUUUCCGAGUUGGAGAAACAGGACGGUCAAAAUGCCUUUAUCCUCUUUUCCAAUACCAUUACCGACAUUUCCAAG